AUGCGUUCUGCGAGCCUCGUUCUUGGCUCCUUGGCCGUGUUGGCAAAUGCCCAGUCUGCAUGCGCUGCGCCCGUCACUGAGACGAUGACUUCUACUGCUGCUGCUCCCUCUGAGACUUCGGCUUCUACCACAUGCACCAACCCUCCCAAGAGGCAAGAGUGGCGACAACUUUCCACAACGCAGAAGAAGGAGUACAUCGACGCCGUCCUGUGUUUGACGACAAAGACAGCCGUCUCUGGAAUCGAUGGGACCGUCAACCGCUUCGAUGAUCACCAGGCCGUGCACUCUGAGCAGACACCAGACAUCCACUGGGUAGGCCAUUUCAUCAUCUGGCACCGCUACUUCGUCGCCACCUACGAAAAGGCUCUUCGAGAAGACUGCGGCUACACCGGUGCCCAGACCUACUGGGACUGGUCUCUAGACGCGGAGCCUUCAAAUCCCAACUCCACCGCGCCCUAUGAAACCGACAUCUUCGACCCCACCACCGGCUUCGGCGGCAACGGACCCAAGGAGGAGCCUACGGCUGACCAAAACCCUCUUAAUAUUACCGGUGGUACGGGAGGUGGCUGCGUCCAAGACGGUCCCUUCGCAGCCCCAGCCUUUUACGUGAAUGUACCAGAGAAGGACUGCCUCCGACGCGACUUCAUCCCCUGGAUCAUGAAUGGCUUCGCGGAUCCCGCGCUCGUAGCAAAGGUACUCGAGCAGCCUGACUACACCUCCUUUGCGCGCGAGCUCGAAGGAACCCCCAGCUUCGACGCGAAGAACAUUCACGGCUCGGGUCACUUUGGUGUUGGUGGUGUGCUGGGGCAGAUUGGCAAUGCGGCGAACAGUCCUGCUGAUCCAUUAUUCUACCUACAUCACGGCAACCUAGACCAUAUCUUUUGGACGUGGCAGCAGAAGGACUUGGCAGCCAGAUUGGACCAAGUUGGCGGACCCAUCAUUCCCUUCGAUUACAGCGGGCAGAAUGUCACCCUCGACUUCCAGAUUAACAUGGGGGCAUUGUCGGGUAACGCGACGCUGAAGGACCUGCUGAACACUGAGGGUGGUAUACUUUGCUACACCUACGAAUCCUGA
This is a messenger RNA of Didymosphaeria variabile, 1074 nucleotides long. RefSeq lists its product as uncharacterized. Bases 1 to 1074 code for a protein of 357 amino acids. Gene Ontology annotation, molecular function: oxidoreductase activity. The record is from RefSeq and is a predicted model, not a curated record. The transcript has 2 exons. Lineage: Eukaryota; Fungi; Ascomycota; Dothideomycetes; Pleosporales; Didymosphaeriaceae.